This is a messenger RNA of Castor canadensis (American beaver), 1954 nucleotides long. RefSeq names its product integrator complex subunit 6 (gene Ints6). NCBI's taxonomy places the organism in Eukaryota, Metazoa, Chordata, Mammalia, Rodentia, Castoridae. The record is from RefSeq and is a predicted model, not a curated record. Gene Ontology annotation, cellular component: integrator complex. Gene Ontology annotation, biological process: snRNA 3'-end processing.
GCCGUUCAUACUCUGUAUGUUCUCCAAGAAUGCUUAAUCAGUGUCUGGAGUCCUUGGUGCAGAAAGUACAAAGUGGGGUGGUAAUAAACUUUGAGAAAGCAGGACCAGAUCCUUCCCCUGUAGAAGAUGGGCAGCCAGAUAUAUCAAGGCCUUUUGGAUCUCAGCCUUGGCAUAGCUGUCACAAACUCAUAUAUGUCAGACCAAAUCCUAAAACUGGGGUUCCUAUAGGCCAUUGGCCUGUUCCAGAAUCUUUCUGGCCAGAUCAAAAUUCUCCAACACUACCACCUCGUACAUCUCAUCCUGUAGUGAAGUUUUCCUGUACAGACUGUGAACCUAUGGUUAUUGACAAACUGCCUUUUGACAAAUAUGAGUUGGAACCUUCACCACUGACUCAAUUUAUUCUGGAAAGGAAAUCUCCUCAAACAUGUUGGCAGGUAUAUGUAAGCAAUAGUGCAAAGUAUAGUGAACUUGGUUAUCCCUUUGGUUACUUGAAAGCUAGUACAGCACUGAACUGUGUCAACUUAUUUGUGAUGCCUUACAAUUAUCCAGUCCUCCUUCCCCUUUUAGAUGACUUGUUCAAAGUGCAUAAAGCAAAACCAACACUGAAAUGGAGACAGUCAUUUGAAAGUUAUUUGAAGACCAUGCCACCCUACUAUCUUGGGCCCUUGAAGAAAGCCGUUAGAAUGAUGGGAGCACCUAACCUAAUAGCAGACAGUAUGGAGUAUGGACUCAGUUACAGUGUCAUUUCAUACCUCAAAAAGUUGAGUCAACAGGCCAAAAUAGAAUCUGAUCGAGUCAUCGGAUCUGUAGGCAAAAAGGUAGUACAGGAAACCGGAAUUAAAGUCCGAAGCCGAUCACAUGGUUUAUCAAUGGCAUAUAGGAAAGAUUUUCAACAGCUGCUCCAGGGAAUUUCUGAGGACAUUCCUCACAGACUGCUAGAUCUUAAUAUGAAGGAAUACACUGGGUUCCAAGUUGCUUUACUAAAUAAGGAUUUGAAGCCUCAGACAUUUAGAAAUGCGUAUGACAUCCCAAGACGAAAUCUUUUGGAUCACUUAACAAGAAUGAGAUCUAAUCUUUUGAAGAGCACCCGCAAAUUUCUUAAAGGACAGGAUGAAGAUCAAGUGCAUAGUGUUCCUAUAGCACAAAUGGGGAAUUACCAGGAAUACCUCAAGCAAGUACCUUCUCCACUAAGAGAACUUGAUCCUGAUCAGCCUCGAAGAUUGCAUACAUUUGGCAACCCCUUUAAGUUGGAUAAAAAGGGGAUGAUGAUAGAUGAAGCAGAUGAAUUUGUAGCUGGGCCUCAAAAUAAACAUAAACGACCUGGAGAACCAAAUAUGCAGGGGAUCCCUAAAAGACGUCGGUGUAUGUCUCCACUACUAAGAGGCAGACAGCAGAACCCUGUGGUAAACAAUCACAUUGGAGGAAAGGGACCACCUGCACCUAUGACUCAAGCACAGCCAGAUCUUAUUAAACCCCUUCCACUUCACAAAGUUUCAGAAACUGCCAGUGAUUCAACAAUAGAUGAUGUGGUUGAAAAUCAUGUUGCAGACCAACUCUCUUCAGACAUUACACCAAAUGCUAUGGAUACUGAAUUUUCACCAUCUCCAGCCAAUCUACUGGAACGACCAGCCAAUCAUACAGAAGCUCUUGGUCAUGACCAUUUAGGAACUAAUGACCUCAGUGUUGGUGGGUUUUUAGAAAAUCAUGAGGAGCAAAGAAAUAAAGAACAGUGUGCUGAAGAGAAUAUACCAGCAUCUUCACUCAACAAAGGAAAGAAAUUGAUGCAUUGCAGAAGCCAUGAAGAAGUCAAUACUGAACUAAAAGCACAAAUAAUGAAAGAGAUCCGGAAACCAGGAAGAAAAUAUGAAAGAAUCUUCACUUUACUGAAGCAUGUGCAAGGCAGUUUACAAACAAGACUAAUAUUUUUACAAAAUGUCAUUAAAGAAGCAUCAAG